This is a messenger RNA of Zingiber officinale, 2583 nucleotides long. RefSeq lists its product as uncharacterized. The transcript is spliced from 10 exons. The record is from RefSeq and is a predicted model, not a curated record. The coding region runs from base 516 to 2171 and encodes 551 amino acids. NCBI's taxonomy places the organism in Eukaryota, Viridiplantae, Streptophyta, Magnoliopsida, Zingiberales, Zingiberaceae.
CACCACAACCCGAACAUUUUUCCUGCUUCGCCUCCAGGUCGGCGGAGAACCUUCCUUUCCGCUAAAGUUUCUCCUCUAUUUUUUAUUCGCCCGCUCGAUAUUCUUCCCCUUCUCAUCUAGGGCUCCGCGCUUCACUCUGCCGGCGACAUCGCUUGGGGUUUUUGGUUCCUGCCUCAGUUGAUACGUCAAUGCCGUCUCCUUGUCAUUGAUCAUCUCGUAAAGUCACUUAACCUGACGCGUUGAGUCAAAUCAGGAUGUAUGAAUGCUGGAGAAGGAAUAUUGUCUCUUAACAAUGCAACAAACCAAGCAGAAUCCAUUUCUUCAGUGUUCAUGUCUGUGAUAUAUUCCAAGUCAGCAGGAAUACUAUCCAUUUGAAAACUCUGAAAUUGACAAUAGUGCAGAACAAAAUGACAUCAGUCUUGUCCAUUAUAUUUCUGUGAGGUUAUUUUUAUUCGUUAUGACUAGGAUUAUGGACCAUGCUCAGUCAUUGGGGGAGUACUAAAGACAAUUAAACAAUGAUUCUGAGUGCAUCUGAACAAAUCCAUGCUCUAAGAGUUCCUGAAGCUAAUGUUACACUUUCUCAGGUUGAUGUUAAAGUCAACCGUGAGACUGAAAAAUAUAUUCCAGGAUGGUCCUUAUUUUCACAAUGUAAGGUUCAAUCUCAGAAGUGUGAGAAAUGUUCAAGAGACUUUUGCUCCACAAUUAAUUAUAGACGGCAUGUUCGUCUUCAUCGUAGGUCUUUGAAUAUUGCUAAGGAUUUCUUGAAGAAUAGGGUACUCUUGGGAGAAUACUGGGAUAGGCUACCAAUAGAGGAGGCAAAAGAUAUUCUUUCUUUGAAGGAUGCUGUUGUUGAGGGUGUUACUGGUUCUUUUAUUAUAAAGGAAUUGACAAAUUUCAUUCAGAACCUUGGUCUUCUAUUACUUCCGCAUGUGUAUGUGAAGGCUGGUGCAACUCUUUUGGAUAUUGUAGAAGGGAGUUCUUAUAGGUUUCCUUUGUCAUCUCAAGAUUUGUUUAAUCUUCUUGAUGAUGCAAGUGAGAGGACUUUUUUACAUGCUGGCAAUGCCUUAUCCAUGCAAAAGUAUAUCUUCAAUGGAGAUGCUGAAAAAAUUUCUAUCGAGGCGAAAAAUUUGGUUGCAUUUGCUAGUUUUAUGCUUGAACAGAAAUUGGUCAAGUCGUGGCAUGCUGAGAAAGAUAUUGAAGCAUUAAGAUUACAGUGUCUGCUUAUGGAAGAAGAGGAAAUUGCAAAGAAAAGGCAAACUGAACUUGAGGAAAGGAAAAGGUUAAAAAAACUGAGGCAGAAAGAGAGAAAAAUGACCAUAGCAACUGGUACUGCCAAAAACAAUUCUGAGCCAUAUUCACAUGAUUCUGUCAGGUUAACAUGUAGGUCUACAGAAACAUCAAGCCCAAUACCUACAUCUGUCUCUUGCAUUGACACUGGCACAGCAAAAGCUAGUCCAAAGUUACUGUGUGUACAGCCAACAAAAUACUGCAAAGUAGAACCCCAUUUAGAUUGCAACAUGUUUUUGCAUUCUCCAAAAGAGGUUAGUGUUGACUUUGUAGAUCAGAAAAUGGAGAAUAAAUCCUGUGAGUGUCAGCUAACUCCAAUCAGUGGUCAAAUUUUGUUGACACAAAUUCCUCCAAGCAGUUGCUACCAUGAUGAAGCUCCAUUUGCAAAAUCUCCCACAACUUCAACCAACGACCUUAUUAUUGGGACGCAGAAAACAAAGCCAGAGAAAGAUGGCAAUGAAAUUAACAGCAAGUGUGAAGUCUUGAUUGGCUCUAUCAGCGUUGACCUUGGAAAUGGUUCACCGUUGGUGCUGAAACAUUCUAAGCUAGCAGAGCAUGUCUCGAGUCUCAAUUCAGCCAACAUAAUGGACAUAAAACCACCAAACCCAUGUUGCCAUGACAUUGUAGAUUCUGCUGUAGAGCAAAUAGGAGCAAAGUUUAAUGAAUUACAUGCUCACCCUUUUAAUCAUAUUCCUGUUGAGAAUGCUUGUGGCAAUGGUUUUGGCAAAUGCUUGGACUCUAUCAUUGACUUGGAUAGUUCAGAUUUGGCAUUCCCCAGACUCUUCUCAAGCCAUACUGCAAAGGCCUUUCUGGCAGAGAGAUGGAAGGAAUCAAUGAUGACUGAUCAUGUGACGCUUGCUUUACCCUCUGACACCGAAUUAUGAGUCUCUCCUUCCAUUAUUUUUUGGUUGAGGUGGAAGAUCAGCAAGAACUGCAAAAACAGACAUCUGGGCCAGGUUUAUGAUAUCUCAGCUAUAGACAUUUUUGUUACCAAAAGCAUUGCUAAGCUAGAUGUUGAACUUGUUGGAUUAGAUGCAUAGAUUCUUCUUUAUGAUAUCUCACAGUUAAAAGCAUCCUGAAGUUUUAGAAGGCUUUCCCAUUUUAGCAGAUGUCCUCUGAGUAAAAACAUCUGCUUUCUUUUUGCAACAUUUUUCAUCUUUCUCGGUUCAGAUUUUAUGUUUCCAUUUGGAUUUACUUUAACUAUUUCGUUGUAUUACUCCAUAGAUAGAUCAUAAACAAGUAAACAACUGACUGCAACUUGAAGGUUCAAGAAUCUACAUUUUAUUUUGUUUGUUA